Messenger RNA from Aspergillus puulaauensis, 1059 nucleotides. RefSeq lists its product as uncharacterized. Lineage: Eukaryota; Fungi; Ascomycota; Eurotiomycetes; Eurotiales; Aspergillaceae. The record is from RefSeq and is a predicted model, not a curated record. The transcript has a single exon. The coding region runs from base 1 to 1059 and encodes 352 amino acids.
AUGAAACCUCUACGGCGCGAGUUGACAUCGCUGUUUCCACGAGAGGAAUGGCGAAGUCUUCUCCGCAGCCUCCUUCGUGAGAGCUCUUACCUCCCUGACCCCAUCGCCCGAAGCACAUGCCACAACAAAGUCCUACAACGAUUCCGCCGAUACCAUGAUGAACGAAGAGAUCGCAUUCGAGAUAAUAUCGACAGACUGAUGAAACUGCACAAAGAGGCCCGGGCCUUCUUGUCGGUUCUACAACGGGCGAAUGACGGAUACCCGCGAACGCUAGAAAAAGUGCUGAAAUUAGCCUAUGGACGUACUGGGAAACGGAGGGUCCAAAUGCUCAAUGAUCUGCUUGCGGUUGAUGCUCCAUCUGACACAGAAGCGGUCAAAGCCCUUGUCUCAGGCCCAGCGCAAUUCGAAGAGGGAUGGGAGCCGCCGAAAGUCUUGAUGGACUUGCUGAAAUCCCAGAACCGCAACGCGCAGCUGGGUAAUCGCUCUCGCCUCCCUUCUAAGUUCCUCCAGGGACCUGCUACUUCAGAGAAAAAUUCCUGGGGCAGGAGUAUGCCUUUAGUUCGUCGGAAAAACAUCCGACGUGAGUGGUAUAAUACUGUGUUUGGAGUUCUGCUUCCUCCUUUGGCGGACGCGGAGUUAGGAGUGCUAAAUGGCUUGAUUUCGGGCGAUAUACCGUGGACCCCAACGAAAAGAAGAUCAAGACAACACAUUACGUCCUCUGUAGAAGCUAGCGAUGUAGACUCGAGGGGCGGGGUACUACGGAAGGUUUUGACUGAUGGGCCGCAAAAGGAAGACACAUUCGGCCUAUAUACAAACGGACGCCCCCACGCGAUCACAAGACGGUUCAUGAUCCGGCAUUGGCAACGGAUCUCAUGUAUGGUCCCACGCCACCACUGGGAUCCCGAGGCGGGGAGACACGUUUUUGAAUGGGACACGACUGUAUUUCAUUCAAGCCUUGCCCUUCCCGUUAAGGGGGAAAGUUCGCAGGAGAUCUUUGGCGGAUUUGAUGUUGGGCUGGACCCGCCAAAAAAGCCCAAAGCCCACUCUGCGGUUCGGUGA